GCCAUUCACUUACUUUUCAGAUAAAGGCUGAAAUAUGCGAAAAUUUGGAUAAUUUUACUUGAAAAUAAACCUAAGGUCAGUUUUUUUUCGGUCAAUUACAUUUUAUUUCGUCUGGAACUAGAUACCUUUUAUCAAUUUUAAUUGAUCAUCGAAAUUCACCAAAGCGCUGAUUUUGUUUUAGCCAGUGGGGUCUUGAAAGGAUUUUUCAUCAACAUCUUAACUCAAAAAGUCAUGAUGAGGAACAUAAUUAGAGAAGUUAUGAAACCUGAUGAUUUGGAAUCGCUGCAGUAUCUGGCGGCUAUGAGAAUGGUCUUGUCCGUCUGCGAAUCAGAAGAUAUGCAACGCAUGAUAGGAAGGUUCUGCAAAGCUGCUGAUAAAGUUCCUGUGGGAUUUUCAGACGGUCAGUGGAAACGAUUACAAUUCAAAGCGAGAAGAAUUUUAGAACAGACCGGCGUCCCUGAUUUAAUCAUCGAUAUAAUUCUAGAAAACCUUUGGCCAAUAAGCUUCGAGAUAUUUAAGUGGUUUUUCAGGCACGCUAAGGACAUGGGCGUUGACUCUUCGUCAUAUUUUUGCUGGACUCCGCAUUUUACUAUCGAUUACGAGAAAACUGCAAGUAUUUUGACUGAAAAUGAGGCAUUAGAUAUAAAAAAGAGGUUUGAAUUGUCUUGCCUUUUUUGCUUGGAACAGGAGGCACGUUCUUUGUGGGAUAUGAUGAGCUUAUCGGAAAGAAGGUCUUUUUAUGUCAGGGGGAAUUUAAAGAAAUCGGAUCAAAAUCCAAUCGUACUUUACUGGACUUAUUAUAUACAAGAGGUGCCAAUAGAUCAUUGGGAUAGUAAGGCAUUAAAUCAUUCCCAAUUAUUCAAAUAUUCAGUGACGAAAGGGUACCUCAAUGCUACCAAAUUCUUUUUUGGAAAAUUGAAAAAACAACUUAGAAGCAGGAUGAUUGCAAAUAGUUUUUGUAUCCAUUUCAAGGAAUUAUAUAAGCCUCAUUGUAUUAUAAAAGAUCAUCUGGCCAUUGCUUGCUUUUUGAUAAGUGAGAUACGCCCGAACUAUCCAGCCAUUUAUAAUUUCGAUAUGCUUCAUUUGAUUUGCCUUCAUUUUUUGGAAUGGCCCAGACAGAAGUAUUUCAUGGCUGUUGUCAAUCGGAUGAGACACUAUCUUUUUGAAAGAAGAUUCGGAGACUUGUUGGAAAGGAUAUUCGAAAGAGAUCAUGGAGAUUUUAAGGAUUAUGAUUACAAGAAACUGUUCAUGGAAUUUUGGCUUCAAAGUCCGCUGAAGAGCAAAGCGUACGUGGCGGAGUCCAGGAUUGGUUUUGGAAUAUUUAUGAAAUUCGUUAAGAAAUAUUUUGAGUUUCUUUUCGUCGAGAACGCUUUCGCUCUCAAGGCGAAAUUUAGAGGCGUUGUUUUACAGCAAGAGAUUCCAGAAAAUAUCCCCCAUUUUGAAAAAGGAAAUGUAGAAUUCUUUAAAUUUCUUGUGCGCGAACGAGUAACCACUAGAACAUCUAUAGAUAGAUUCUUACAUCAACGUUUUGUAAGUUUUCCAUACGCGGAAUUUGGGAUACCGUUUUUUGAUGGAAGAACAUCAUUGGGAGAACUUAUGUAUCUGAUUGACAGCAUUUCAGGCACGGUAUAACCUCAAUCAACCAGGACUUCUGCAAAUGUUAAAAUAAUUUCUCUAGAAUAGAUAUUAACCACGCAUUUUAUUGUUGUUGAAGAAACGCCAUAUAAAUAUCAACAUUGUGGUGAUUCUGAAAUGAUGAAAAAUUCCAGACAGCCAUUUGCCUUUACAAUGUUGAUAACAAUAUUAAAAUAUAUAUUUAAAGAAUAUUUGAUAUUCAUAAGAACAUUUAAAAUAAUCGGAAUUAAAGUAAUAUUGUUAAAUAUUGAACUUCAAAGCAUACAGGCAAUGAGUUUAAAAUAUUUUAAUAUUUUAACUUUUAAAAAAUGACAUGAUUCUUCUACAAAAUGUAUUCCCUGGAAUAAUGAAAAAAAUGUUUAAAUCAAGAACUUUUUUUGAAUAUUAAAAUAUUGAGUAGAAAGUAUGAUUUUUUAAAAAAUUAUGUUUCUGUUUUGAGUUGUACUUCUUAUUAGCAUAUCUGAGUUAGAUUUCAUGGCAUAAUCAUGCAUAAAGUUGCUAAUUUAUUGUUAUUUGAUUCGGUAUUGGAAAAAACUUUAUUGCUUC
This is a messenger RNA of Argiope bruennichi, 2181 nucleotides long. RefSeq lists its product as uncharacterized. The coding region runs from base 232 to 1632 and encodes 466 amino acids. NCBI's taxonomy places the organism in Eukaryota, Metazoa, Arthropoda, Arachnida, Araneae, Araneidae. The transcript is spliced from 2 exons. The record is from RefSeq and is a predicted model, not a curated record.